UAUCUCCUCCCCACAAAGCACCCCACUGGCUUAUGAGCUUCUUUGACCGUGACGCGGGCAUGGCAGUGACCCCUGACGGCCUGCGGUGCCAGUCACGCGACCCCAAGGCCUGGCAGGGCGUCCGGUGCACCAAGGGGGUCGUGGGCAAGGGCAAGUACUACUACGAGGCCACUGUGUCCGACGAGGGGCUGUGCCGCGUGGGAUGGGCUACACCCCAGGCUGCCCUAGACUUGGGCACGUGCAAGGCAGGGUUUGGCUUUGGUGGAACAGGCAAGAAGUCCAACUGCCGACAGUUCGACGACUUCGGAGAACCCUUUGGUUUGAAAGACGUGAUCGGCUGCUAUUUGGACCUCGAUGCCAUGGAGAUUCGCUACAGUAAGAAUGGGACGGACCUGGGCAAGGCCUUCACCCUGCGUAGCGAGUUCAAGAACGCCACCUUCCUCCCGGCUGUUGUGCUCAAGAAUGCAGAGAUGUCCUUCAACUUUGGGGCAACAGAAUUCAAGUUUCCUCCUAAGGGGGGCUUUAUGGCCAUCUGUCAGGCUCCUAAGGACUGCACAGUAACCUCGGGUGUCAGGGGCGGAGACAAGCCGCAGAAGGUUGAGAACAACGCCCCACAAGCCAUCAUUAUUGAGCCCUCUCGGGAGCUAGCUGAGCAGACCUUGACGCAACUCAAAAUGUUCCACAAACACUUGGACAAUCCUGUAGUACGUGACUUGCUGGUGGUAGGUGGCAUUCCAGUGAAGGACCAGAUUGCAGCUCUCAACUCAGGGAUCGACAUUGUGUGUGGCACUCCUGGUCGCUUGGAGGACCUCAUCAACACAGGGCAGCUCUCACUACAGUCGUGCAAGUUUUUUGUACUUGAUGAAGCAGAUGGUCUACUGAAACAGGGACAUGAACGCCUCGUUAAUAACAUCCACAGUGCCAUCCCUAAGAUCACAUCUGAUGGCAAGAGGCUCCAGAUGAUUGUCUGUUCUGCUACACUGCAUUCCUUUGAGGUCAAGCGCAUGGCUGAACGCCUGAUGCACUUCCCAACAUGGGUUGACCUUAAGGGAGAAGAUGCUGUUCCUGAGACUGUCCACCACGUUGUUGUUACGGUUGACCCGCGUGCCGACACCAACUGGACCACCUUGCGACGCCACAUCCCCACGGACGGAGUGCACCAAAAGGACAAUGUGAGGCCAGGAAACAAUACACCAGAAACCCUGAGUGAAGCCGUGAAGAUGCUGAAGGGAGAAUACUGUCUCAAAGCCAUCGACACCCACAAGAUGGACAAGGCUCUGAUCUUCUGCCGCACAAAGCUUGACUGUGAUAACCUAGAGCGCUAUUUCAAUCAGAUUGGUGGAGGACCCAAGAAUCCUGCCAAUCCCUACUCCUGUGUUUGCCUCCAUGGUGAUCGUAAGCCCAACGAACGCAAAGCCAAUCUUGAAACCUUCAAGAACGGGAGAGUCAGGUUCCUCAUCUGCACCGACGUUGCUGCCCGUGGAAUUGAUGUUAGUGGCCUGCCCUUCAUUAUCAAUGUGACUCUGCCGGAUGAGAAGAGCAACUACGUACAUCGCAUUGGCCGUGUGGGCCGAGCAGAGAGAAUGGGUCUGGCUAUCUCCAUUGUUGCAGCUGUGCCAGAGAAAGUAUGGUACCAUGGUGAAUGGUGUCCAACGAGAGGACGUAACUGUUACAACACUCGCUUGACGACAGAAAAAGGCUGUUGUACGUGGUAUAAUGAACCCCAGUCCAUCAAAAAUACUCAUUGGGAUUUAUGUACAGGUUCAAACUACCAGACACACGUGGAACAGCUCGCACCCGCCGUGAAGGAGCUGGCGGAACUGGAGCGACAAACGCAGACCAUCUACCUGAAACGUCAGUACGGAAAGGAGUAUCCCUGGACUCGAUAA
Penaeus indicus is the source of this 1889-nucleotide messenger RNA. RefSeq names its product ATP-dependent RNA helicase Ddx1-like (gene Ddx1). The transcript is spliced from 12 exons. The coding region runs from base 33 to 1889 and encodes 618 amino acids. Gene Ontology annotation, biological process: rRNA processing. Gene Ontology annotation, molecular function: protein binding; ATP binding; RNA helicase activity. Lineage: Eukaryota; Metazoa; Arthropoda; Malacostraca; Decapoda; Penaeidae. The record is from RefSeq and is a predicted model, not a curated record. Gene Ontology annotation, cellular component: nucleolus.